This is a messenger RNA of Aethina tumida (small hive beetle), 681 nucleotides long. Its product is annotated as ribonuclease Oy-like. Gene Ontology annotation, molecular function: ribonuclease T2 activity; RNA binding. The record is from RefSeq and is a predicted model, not a curated record. Gene Ontology annotation, biological process: RNA catabolic process. The transcript has 2 exons. Bases 1 to 681 code for a protein of 226 amino acids. Gene Ontology annotation, cellular component: extracellular region. Lineage: Eukaryota; Metazoa; Arthropoda; Insecta; Coleoptera; Nitidulidae.
AUGUCUGGACUUCAGUGUUUUGCCACGGUGCUAAUAAUAAGUUAUUUUCAAUUAAACAAUGUUAUCUCGGACGACGUAAAUUGGGAUUUCAACGUGUUUACUCAAAGGUGGGCGCCGGGAGCUUGUGCAGAUUGGCUAAGCCUCAACGAAACGGCGUCGUGCUACGAAGUACCGACAACCUACUGGAGCAUCCACGGACUUUGGCCCAGUAGCACAACCGGAAACCAUCCCGCCUUCUGUAACGACACUCCUUUAAACAUAACCGAAUUGGUACCCAUCACAAACCAAUUGGUUAAGCAAUGGCCCACCACUAGGAAUUACACCAGCAACUUCCACGACGACUGCGUCUUCUUCUGGGAGCACGAGUGGGACAAGCACGGUACUUGCGCAUUGAGUACCAUUUUCGAGUAUUUUAACGCGAGUUUGGAGUUGAAUGUGAGGUACGACGUCUUCAGGACGCUAGAGGGAGCUGGAAUUGUUCCUGAGGCAACCAGAGGUUACAACUACAAUGACAUAUUUGUUGUGCUGCUGGAGUCUUUUGGUAAGACACCUGAGAUUGCUUGCACGGCAGGAAACUUAAUACAUGAGGUCAGGAUUUGCUUAGAUAAGGAGUCUUCUUUGAUCGACUGUUCGAACAGACAGACAAAUUGUGAUAUAACUCAGGAUAUAUUGUAUAGAUGA